Messenger RNA from Linum trigynum, 1303 nucleotides. Lineage: Eukaryota; Viridiplantae; Streptophyta; Magnoliopsida; Malpighiales; Linaceae. The record is from the annotation of a GenBank genome assembly.
CACGGGGACGUUACGCGGGUAACGUUUUACCUGUGCUUUCAAUCUCAACAAAAAUAAAAAAAAGGCAAUGAUGCUAUUCAUUCAUUGAUGGUUCAUAUUGUGCGUAACCGAUUCCCCCCUUGUUUCCCGGCCGGCUAGACAAAGUCCUUCUUUCCCACAUGAAUUUCACCUUUCCUUAUCUUUCUUUUUCCAGCUCCCCUUAUUAAAUAAAUCUCCUUCAAUUUCGCUUCCUCCGAUGCCAUCCCAUGUCUGUUUCUGCCGCACUUCCAUUGUUUUCCCCACAAGAACACAACACAACCACGUUCAUUCAUUCAUUCAUUAUAUACCCAUCUCCAUCCUCUGCUAUUUAUUUCCCUCUGCACAGAAUCCAUCUAGCCAAAGGUUUCUUGUCACGUCGGAGAUAAGAAGAAGGAAAUUAAGAAGACGAUGAUGGGGGACGACAUAUUUCAGGCGCAAGCCCGAUCGGGAGCAGGGACGAAUUUCAAUAAUAAUGGGAAAGCCAUGAAAGUGGGGAAGCCACCCACGAGGCUGCAGAACAAAGCCCCUAAAGCUCUGAAUCUGGAUCAGGUUCCGGUGGCCGCCGGAAUCACCUCGGGGACGGGAAGCAGCGCACCCAUUCCCCUCCUGUCACCCUUGAUUCUGUCUCCGGCAGCCGCGGAACCAGCUUCCGUACACAACCACUUCAUGUUUCCUGCGGUAUCUGGGGCGACCACCGACGGCGGCAACGGAGAAGUUACCGAUGGCCGGUCGUCGGCGGAGAGUGGUUACACAGAGCCCUCAUCACUGUACAUGUCUUUCCAGAACCAAUGCGUACUCAUCAACCGAGCACAGUGAUCAGGAGAUGGGAUUCAUUUCGCUGUUGAUUAAAUAAAAACUACAUUGAUCAGAUCAUCUGAUCAUAUACAGAGAAAGAGAGAGAUUAGCUUUUCGUCUGCUUUUAUCUCUUGAUGUCCAUUUACAACGUGCAGAUAGAUCAUAGAUGUUCCCAUUUCGAUUAUUACUUCCAGUAUAGAGAGCAGACCCCAACUCGGAGGUCGCCCGUCGGUUUCAGUUACUUUCUUUCUGUGAAUGGAAACGUGAUUUUUUUUUAUUUAUUUAUUUUUUUUGCAUAUAAUGUCAUGUUCCUCUGUUUUUCCCCCCACGUCGUCUCUAUUUUGUCUCCGAAGCUGAAAUAAGCGCAGCCAGAAGCCAAAACGGAAAACCCAUGAAUGGGAACCAAUGUUUGCUAACUCCUGAUCACAACCCAAGAAGAGGAUCUCACAAACAAGCGUCUAACGCAAUUGAAUCAAGUGCGGACAAUUCA